This is a messenger RNA of Cornus florida, 2986 nucleotides long. RefSeq names its product pentatricopeptide repeat-containing protein At1g20230-like. Gene Ontology annotation, biological process: RNA modification. Lineage: Eukaryota; Viridiplantae; Streptophyta; Magnoliopsida; Cornales; Cornaceae. The coding region runs from base 357 to 2417 and encodes 686 amino acids. The record is from RefSeq and is a predicted model, not a curated record. Gene Ontology annotation, molecular function: RNA binding; zinc ion binding; protein binding. The transcript has a single exon.
AAAACCGUUAAAAAGAAUAGUGCUCUCUGUGGUCUCCCUCAAAAACCUCCUGCUCCGUUUGGUUGGUAAGAAAAGGAAAGGGUUUGCAGAUACCGAUCCAACAUCUUCAAUGCUACUUUCAUUUCAUUGUUUUGACACCUUAGAAGCAGAAGCAUCCACACAACCUAUCUUUGUACAAUUAUUUUAUAGAAACAUUUAACAUUACCUUUUUUUUCCCUUCUAACUCUGCUGUUUCUGAGCUGCCAAAAGGACUGUUAUUCCUUAAGAAACCUAAAGAAAACCUUGUUAUUUCAGUGUUUUUUUUUUCCUUUCUGUGCAACCAUCUUCUUUGUGAAAAUUAGAGAUCUGAAAAUCACAUGCUUUCAAAAAUACCCACUAACCUUCCCCCUCAUCUGAGUCUCAAAUUCAUUAAGAUAUAUUCAAGCUCUGGGGAUUUAUGGCGUGCCCGCCAACUGUUUGAUAAAAUUCCUGAACCAGAUUUGCGUUCAUGUACAGUCUUAAUUUCUGCAUACACAAAACAUGGUUUCCCAAAGGAAGCUAUACAACUUUACGAGGAAUUGCGGAAACAAAACAUCCCACUUGAUAAGUUGGUACUUUUGUCUGUUGUCAAGGCAUGUGCUACUUCGGCAGAUGUCAACAAGGCAAAAGAGAUUCAUGAAGAUGCAAUUCGAUUUGGGUUUCAUUCAGAUCUUCUGCUUGGGAAUGCACUGAUUGAUAUGUUUGGGAAAUGUAGAUUCUCUGAAGGUGCAAGGAGAGUUUUUGAUAAUUUGUGGGUAAAAGAUGUGAUUUCUUGGACUUCCAUUGCUUCUUGUUACAUCAACUGUGGCCGUCCGAGGGAGGCUCUUCGAUUGUUGCGCGAGAUGGGAUUGAAUGGGGUGAGACCAAACUCAGUGACCCUGUCCUCCAUUCUUCCUGCCUGUUCAGAAUUAAAAGAUUUGAGUUCUGGGAGAGAGCUCCAUGGUUUUGUUGUAAGGAACGGACUGGAAGAGAAUGUGUAUGUCAGUAGUGCACUUGUGAACAUGUAUGCUAGUUGUUUAAGCAUCAAGCAAGCUCAAUUGGUGUUCGAUAGCAUGUCUCAACGGGACAUCGUGUCUUGGAAUGCAAUCGUAACAGCACAUUUUUCAAAUGGAGAAUGUGAGAAGGCCCUUUCUUUAUUCAACAGAAUGAAAACUGAAGGGGUCAGGUUGAAUUAUGCUUCUUGGAAUGCUGUGAUUGGUGGGUGUAUGCAAAAUGGGCGGACCAAACAGGCGCUGGAGAUACUUUGCCAAAUGCAAGAUUCGGGAUUCAAACCCAACCAAAUCACGAUCACUAGUGUCUUGCCUGCUUGCACGAAUUUAGAGAGCUUGAGGGGUGGCAGGGAGAUUCAUGGGUAUAUCUUUAGGCAUUGGAUUUAUGAGGACAUAACAGCCACUACUGCUCUGGUUUUGAUGUAUGCUAAAUGUGGUGUCUUGGAACUAGCACGUAGGGUUUUCAAAAUGAUACCCAAAAGGGAUACUGUUGCUUGGAACACAAUGAUCGUUGCGAAUUCAAUGCAUGGGAAUGGUGACGAAGCCUUGUCACUCUUCUACAAAAUGUUAAACUCAGGAACCAAACCCAAUUCCACGACUUUUACUGGUGUUUUAUCAGGUUGUAGCCAUUCACGGCUCGUUGAUGAAGGCCUCUCAGUAUUUCACUCGAUGAGUAGGGAUCAUUUCAUUGAACCUGAUGCUCAGCAUUAUUCGUGCAUGGUUGAUGUACUCAGCCGCGCUGGUCGCCUAGAAGAGGCAUAUCGGUUCAUCCAAGAAAUGCCAAUAGAACCAACGGCUGGUGCUUGGGGAGCCUUGCUUGGUGCAUGUAGAGUUUAUAAGAAUGUAGAUUUGGGACGAAUUGCUGCAAACCGGUUGUUUGAGAUUGAACCAGACAACCCUGGAAACUAUGUAUUGUUAUCCAAUAUUCUUGUUACUGCCAAAUUAUGGGGAGAGGCCUCAGGAACCAGGAAAAUGAUGAGAGAGAGAGGAAUCACAAAAUUGCCAGGUUGUAGUUGGGUGGAGGUGAGAAAUAAAGUGCACACUUUUGUUGUCGGUGAUAAGAGUAAUGACCAGAGCAAUGAGAUUUACAGAUUUUUGGAUGAGUUGGGUGAGAAGAUGAGAUUAGCAGGAUAUAAGCCUAACACUGAAUUUGUUCUGCAAGACGUGGAUCAAGAAGAGAAAGAGGAUAAUUUGUGCAAUCACAGUGAGAAGCUUGCUGUUGCUUUCGGGUUACUUCAUUUGAGUGGCAAGUCAUCAGUUCGGGUUUUUAAGAACUUAAGAAUUUGUGGAGAUUGUCAUAACGCAAUCAAGUAUAUGGCCAAGAUUGUUGGCGUGGAGAUUAUUGUUAGAGAUUCUCUGAGGUUUCACCAUUUCAGGGAUGGGUUUUGUUCCUGUCAAGAUUUUUGGUGAUCUCUAGAUCUAGUUUACGGGGGAAGUGCAAAAAAGAGGAAGAUCAAGUAAAAUUGGAAGACAUGAGAAACUGAGAAAGAUCAUCCCUGACAUGCUGUUCAGGAGAACCCAGCUGCUGGUUGUAUCCUUUGUGAGAUGUCAGCAUGAGUGAGCCGGAAGAACAUCUUAGACUCAAAUGGGGUGAGAAGUUUUAUUGUCAUGGAGCAGUAGCUGAAGCCAGAGCCAAAAGACAUGUGGUGUCGCAGUAGUAAACUCGGAUUUUCCUGUCGUUGGACCUUGGAGAGCUUCCGCAAGAUUAUGUAAGUUUUCACAUAUUGUACAUGAAGGUAUGCAAGAUUUCAAGAAGUUCCAGCGAAAGAUAAACUGACGGUUCUGAUAUCCGGACAUGGCAAGUUGUCCAAGAGAGACUAUGUCCUCAGUAAGAUUUCCCUCAACAAUUUAAUCCACAUUAUAGUUAAUUUUGUUUUUGUAGCAGACCAGUUGAGAAAGUUAAAUAAUUUCUUUUUUUCUCCUUUGAAUUCUGUAUGAUUUCAUUUUCCGAAAUAAUAUAUUAAUUGAUAUUUCAUGCA